AUGACUGAAGAAAAUAAAAGGCCUCACUUGAAAAAGUUAUUGACGUUCCUUACAGAAGCUCCAUCAAAAACUAUUUAAAGAACUAAAACUAUAAGUAUAACCUUUGCUAUUCAUCUUACAAAACCAGUAACUUAAGUCUCAAAACUAAAACGAUUUUUUACCUUAUCAUUUGCAAUUGUAAAAGAAAAAACAAAUUAGAAAAUAGAGAAUUUCUAAAGUAAUCUUUAAAAAACUUAAAAUGAUAAAUAUCUUCAUAAUUCUUCCAAAUUUUCUUGGAAUGGAAAAUUGAAUAUUUAAUAAAAAAGAGAUAAUGAAUAAAAUGAAGAUAAAAAUUAAUAAAAAGUAGAUCAUUUGAAAAGAUGUUUAACUCCUUAAAGUAGAAUUGAAAAUAAUUGCAAUUCAAGUUUAGCUAUAUCUUAAUUAGAUGAUUAAUUAAUUGAUAGAAAUGCAGCAUCUUUUGCUAAUAUGACUUUAGAAUUAUCGAUGAACACAAAUGUUUUAUAUUAAAUGGCUCUACCUUCUAAAGAUACUAAUUAAUCUCAUAGAGAACUAAACUUUGAUGUUAUAUCUAAUCCUAUUUUAGAAAAAUCAGAAUCAUAAGAAAAUAUAAUAAUAGAAUAAAAUUAAGAUGGAAUUAUAGAAUAAGAGUAAAAUACUUAAUAAAAUGAUUAAUAAACUAAUAAAAAUUUUAGUAAAAUUAAAUUUAAAUAAGCUGUAAAUUUAGUAGAGACAUAUAAUAUUGUUACAAAAACUUAUCGACAUAAAUAAAAACUUUUAGAAUUUAUUUAAUAAGCCCCAGUUAAAAUUGUUUUAAAAUCUAAAAUUGUAUUCUCAAAAUCCUAAUGGAAAUUAAUUAUAAAAGGCAACAGUAACGCAAUCUAGAAUAAUGAUAUUAAAGAGGAUAAUAAUAAUAAAAAUUAGUUAAAUAAUUAAGAAUAAAUACUUUUGAAAGAAAAAAAUCUUGUAGAAAUUCUUUAAUAAGAUGCAACAAAUUAGAAUGACAAUCAACAAUAAUAAGUAUUAAUGAUAAAAAAGAAAAUAUCAGAAUUUUAACCAGAUUAGUUAAAUAAAAAUACUACUACUAUUUAGAAUAUAAAUUAAAAUAAUCCUGAUUUGGAGAAUGAUUCUAAAAAACAUUAAAAAAGUGUAGUUAAUUUUAUUGCAAAAAGUGGAACAUUAAUGAAAAAAAAAACAAUUGAUAUGUUUUAAUAAAUAGAAAAUAAAUUAAAAGUUUAAGAAGUAUAGAAAUUAAGUUUUGUAAAUUAAUAAAGUAAUAUAGAAGUAAUAACAAAUCAUAAUAAUUAGUCAAAUAAAAAUGAACAAGAAGAUAAAGAUAAUGUUAAUUAAUUUUAAACAAAAUUUUAAAAUCAAAAUUAAAAUUCUGAUUAGGAUGAAUAUUAAGUUGAUCCAUAUUUAGAGGAAUAAUUAAAAAUAUCAAAAUAAUAUUCAAAUAAAAUUGAAAAAAAUGAUUAAUUUAAUUACAAAGAUGAAAAUUCUAACUAAAUGAAUGAUUUUUAGGCAAACAGUAGAGGAGAAUUGUAUUCUAAUGAUAAGCUUCCUUAAGAAAUUACACAUAUUGAAAAGAAAUCUUUCCAUUAAGAUAGCUCUGAUACAAGUUAAAUGUUUGAUAUUAUAUAAAAAUCUUGUAGUGAAAAUUAGAAAAGUAAAAUAAACAUUCAAGAUAAUCAAUCUAAUUAAUAAUCAAGUAAAUUAUUCAAUAAAGAUAUGUUAAAAUAAGAAUAUGAAGAGAUAAAUUAAGAGAUUUAAUAAUUAAAUAUUCAAAAAUAAUAAUUGCUUCCAAAAAGAAAGUAAAAUUAAAAAUAAUUUAGUGUGUUAAUUAAAAGUACUUUUAAGCCAAACUAUAAAAAAAUGGCUGAAAUUUCAGAUGAUAAUGAAGCAUUAUAUAAAGCAAAAGAUUUAGUAAGAAAAAUGAAUCAAAAUAGAAAAGAUAAGGAGGAAAGAAGUAAAUUUUAAUAUGAAAAAAUUGAAAAAUAUUUCCAUAAUCUAUAAUAUCUAAAAGAAAGUUAAGAGGUUAAUUUUUAUAUAAUAUAAUUAGGAAAUGUAAAAUAGAUAUGAGUAAUAAAGAAAAUAAUAAAUAUAAAAUAGAAUAGAAGACUAUUAAAAAAAAUAAAAAGAGUUUUCUCAAUUAUAAAAGAUAAGUCACAAUUUUGUUUAAAAGUUGAUAAAUGUUGGUCCACAAUAAGGUUAAUUAGCUAAAGAAUUUGAAGACAAUGUAAUUUCAAUAAAAGGAGGAUAUAGAAAAGUGAAAUUAAAGAACUUAGGGAUUGAAUUACCAAAAAUAAAUGGAAAUAACAAUAAUCCUAUGUUUAGAAGGUAAAAAAGUGUUUAUUGUAUAAUAGGUAUAUGAAUGAAGAAGUAGUAAAAUCAAAAUAAGAUGAAAUGAUUAGAAAAUAUGAAGCUAGCAAAUAAGCACUUUUUAAAUCAAUAGAUUGA
Messenger RNA from Paramecium sonneborni, 2454 nucleotides. Lineage: Eukaryota; Ciliophora; Oligohymenophorea; Peniculida; Parameciidae. The record is from the annotation of a GenBank genome assembly.